CUGAUCAGGCCGUCGUCGGGUGUCGAGCUGAGAAGAGUCACCUUCCCUCUAGUCUAUCCUUUAUCAUUUGCUUCCCUAUUAGCUUCAUUCCUGGUGAUCAAGCCAUUGAUUCGCCUCUAUUCCUGUUUCACUCACUCUCACCAAAGUACGCUUCAGGGGUGGCGCUCUGCCAAGGCACCCUUCCUUGAAGCUGCAGCCGCGCUGUGCUGUCCCCUCCACCUCUCUGUCUAGCGCUCUCUCCGAUUCAUCUGGAGAGCAAUCUAUCUAUACUUACCUCUGCUGAGAUGCUAAAUCACGUUUUUCAGUAUGACAGAAACAAAAAUGCAGUUGGAAGACUGGCUGGAUGAUUUAUGUGUCCGCUUCAUCAUCAACCUACCACGUGAGGAACUUGAAUCCGUUGAACGUAUCUGUUUCCAAGUCGAAGAGGCACAAUGGUUCUACGAGGACUUCAUCCGGCCGCUCGAUCCGGCUCUUCCGUCGUUAUCCUUGAAAGCAUUCGCCUUGCGCAUCUUUCAGCACUGUCCUUUGAUGUCGCAAUGGUCGCACUAUCACCACAUCACCGCCUUCUCUGAGUUCUUGGCUUAUAAAACCCGUGUACCCGUUCGCGGAGCCAUCAUGCUGAACCAGGACAUGGACGAGGUGGUCCUAGUCAAAGGCUGGAAGAAAGGUGCUAACUGGAGUUUUCCGAGAGGCAAAAUCAACAAGGGUGAGAAAGACAUCGAUUGUGCAAUCCGUGAAGUCUACGAGGAGACAGGCUAUGAUAUACGCGAGGCGGGGCUCGUUCCGGAAGAGAAGGACGCCAAAUACAUCGAGAUCACCAUGAGAGAACAGCACAUGAGGCUGUACGUCUUCCGCGGAGUGCCACAGGAUGCCCACUUCGAGCCUCGUACUCGGAAAGAGAUCAGCAAGAUCGAGUGGUACAAGCUAUCGGAGUUGCCGACACUCAAGAAGAGCAAGCAGCAGGAGCAGGGGCUGGUUGUGGCUAAUGCAAACAAGUUCUACAUGGUCGCCCCUUUCAUGCACCCGCUGAAGAAAUGGAUUGCUCAGCAGAAGAAAGCUGAGAUUAAGUCGCACCCCGGAACCAGGCACCUUGUGCAGACUGAGGGAGAGCUGUCGAUGGAUGAGGCACCCCAGGCUGUCAAUGGCUUCACGCCUAGCCAGCUUCCCGCCCAGCUGGCCACCCCGAGCGAUUUGCCGGAACUCGCAUCAUCUCACGAUGCUUCGUCUAAUCUCAAGCGCCUUCUGAACAUCAACGGCCUUGUUCCUGUCCAGGAUAAUCCUGCGAAUGCAGCCGCCCCUGCAGAUAACAGGACUAUCACUUCGAAGUCCAAUGCCUUGUUAGAACUCCUCAGGAGUGGCUCGUCGCAAGAUGCUCUUCCGCAUGCCUCUGGACCCGACAAGGCAUUGCCGCCACUCGCUAUUCCAGAUGGUCUGCCACCAAUGGGACCCCCUUACCCUGACACGGCCUCUUUCCCUGGAUUCCCUCAGCAAGCUCAACAUUUGCGAGGCCCUGUGCCCAUGAAUCCUGUGCAAUUCCCGCAGACUCCAGUAUCUCGUGCACCGGUCUUGAACAUUGGUGUACCACCGCUUGCUCGACCAGCUCAUGUGGGUCAUGCAGGUGCACCACCUAGUCAUCAUGGAAUGCCGCCGCUGUUUGAGCAGAUGCUCUCGAAUCCUCCAAGGUACGAUCCUGUGCAAGCAAGCUUGCCCACGGCGCCGCAACCUGGCCCGGCUCCGUACCAACGAACGGGAGAUCCCCAAUUCUCUCAUUCAGCCCAUGCGCCAAAUAUCCAGGGAGCGACUGUGCCUCCUGCAAGCAAGCUUCCACCGCCAAAGCUUACGACCCACUCUCUUGCCUUGUUGAACGUGUUCAAAGACGACUCUCGCAGGACGCCCAAAACAUCUAAUGCGAGCCUAGUCCCACCUGCGGAGAAGGUUGCGCAUCCUGGCAGGCGGCCCUCGCAGCACCAGGAUCAACUCCUAGGUUUGCUGAGAGGGUCUUCUGUCCCUCCAACCCCGGGGCCAGCGGAAUUGCCAGCCCAAUCUGUCUCUCCGCCCAGGAAACAGAUUCUGCAACGACCACGUGGGGAGCACAGCCCCGCCCGGCAUCCGGCAGCUCAUCGGAGAGUCCCAUCGGCCACGAAAGACCUGCGGCAGUCUUCCGCAGUGCCCAGUCCUUUGUCAGGUAUGCCUCAGCCUAUGGCAUCUUCCAAGCCCCCCCCUAAACGAGGAGUCAAUGGAUCGAAUCGCCGAAACAAGAAACUCGAGCAGGCGCAAACGCUCGCGUCGCCUAUUACGAUAUUGCCCAGGCCACAAUCUGCAAAGAAGGAACCGGGCUCGCUGCCGGCAUCCUCACAGUCAUCCCGGGCUCCUUCGCGCAACCGUGCGGCAAAGUCAGGCACUGCGGAGUCGGCGAAACCAUUCCAGCCUCAAAUUCUCCGCCGCUCCGAUAACCCGAACAUUGUGGAUCUGUUGCCCUUGAAAGCUCAGGUGAACGAGCAAGACCAGCAGCAAGCCGGCACUCAGCCUGCCAUUCCCAGGCGGGAGUCGCAGCCUCAAGUGAACUUUGACCGCCGUCCAAGUCAGACGCCUGCCCAACGAGAAGCCUUGCUGUCCCUCUUCGGGAAAGCACCUGCGUCACCAGGAGUUUCACCUGCCGAGCUUAGCACAUCAGCACCCAAGACCGCGGGUGCCUCUGGUGUCGUUAGCCCACUCACGCCAUUGAACAUUACUGCCGCGUCCCCUCCCUCACGCACCGUGUGCGCGCGCUGCAUCAGCCGCGGCCGACACUUCUCCACGACCGUCCAUCAAAGUGCUCAACCGCGCCGCGACCAUGGGACUCCCGCUCCCCCGCCGGAAGCCGGCUAUACUCGACUCACGAACAGAGGCCUCAUCUCCGUGACGGGGCCCGACAGCACCUCAUACCUGCAGGGCCUGGUCACCCAGAACAUGGUCAAACAGAGCGCCGAGGGCAAGGGCUCGUACGUCGCAUUCCUCAACUCGCAAGGCCGCAUCCUGAACGACGCCUUCAUCUACCCGGCUCCCGAGACCACCGGAUCCUCCUCCGCCGACCCGGGCUGGCUCAUCGAAGCGGACGCCGCCGAGCUCCCCGCGCUCUUGAAGCACCUCAAACGCCACAAACUCCGCGCCAAGCUGCAGCUGCGCGCACUCGACCCCACCGAACGCACCGUCUGGGCCUCGUGGAAGAGCCACAACAUUCAGCACGGCGACGGCCGCUGGGCCGCACACAGCAUGGGCGGUUCGGCCUCCGAGGAGGAGGGAGGAGCCGGAUGGGGCGCUGCGGGCGCCAAUAUCACAGGCUGCGUGGACACCCGAGCCCCGGGAUUCGGGCUGCGACUCGUCACGCCGGGCGACGCGGACCUGCGCACGCAUCUCGCGCGCCAGCUCGAGGAGGCGGACGCCCAAGAAGCCAGCCUGAGGUCCUACACGGUGCGGCGCAUGCUGCGCGGCGUCGCCGAGGGCCAGACGGAGAUCCUGCGGGCCGCCUCGCUGCCCCUCGAAUGCAAUAUGGACCUGGCCCAGGCCAUCGAUUUCCGGAAGGGCUGCUACGUCGGCCAGGAGCUGACCAUCCGCACCCGCCACACCGGGGUGGUGCGCAAGCGGAUCCUGCCGGUGCAGUUGUAUGCCGAUAGCUUACCGUCGGGAGUCACGGGGGGCCCGGUUUAUGAUCCCGCGGUGGACGAGGGGCUGCUGGCGCCCCCCGCCGGCGUGCAGGGUUUGGAUAUCUCCAGGGUCGGCCCGUCGAAGGGCCGCAGCGCUGGGAAGUUCCUGGCUAGCGUGGGGAAUGUCGGACUGGCGCUGUGUCGGUUGGAGAUGAUGACGGAUGUUGCUCUCUCGGCGGACGGGGCCGCGCAGUUUACCCCGGAUCGGGAGUUCAAAAUUAGCUGGGAUGCGGCGGCGGUGGAGGGGGGUGGGUUAGAGGGGGCGGAGGGGGACAAGAUUCGGACUGUCAAGGUUAAGGCGUUCGUGCCGCCGUGGACGAGGGAGUAUAUCGCUUCCGGCACGCAGCAGGCUCGUGCUCGGGAUCCGAUUCGCGAGGGCCAGAGGGCGAGGGAGCUUGCUGAGCGGUUGGCGGCGGAGGAGGAGGAGGAGGAAGAGGACGCUCGACUGCAUGAGUAGUUCCACUUGUCCGUGGGUUUUAGAUAUACAGUAAGUGGAUGUAUGAUAAAAUGAUCAUGUGUAAUUUAGAUAGAAGGCUACUUCAAGCGGAUCAACUUGUUUGUAAG
Molecule: messenger RNA, 4247 nt
Organism: Aspergillus brunneoviolaceus CBS 621.78
Lineage: Eukaryota; Fungi; Ascomycota; Eurotiomycetes; Eurotiales; Aspergillaceae
Product: decapping enzyme complex catalytic subunit DCP2
Exons: 3
Coding region: 307-4140 (1277 amino acids)
Biological process (GO): nuclear-transcribed mRNA catabolic process, nonsense-mediated decay; deadenylation-dependent decapping of nuclear-transcribed mRNA
Cellular component (GO): P-body; cytoplasm
Molecular function (GO): RNA binding; 5'-(N(7)-methylguanosine 5'-triphospho)-[mRNA] hydrolase activity; protein binding
Source: RefSeq, a predicted model, not a curated record